This is a messenger RNA of Cuscuta europaea, 2527 nucleotides long. The record is from the annotation of a GenBank genome assembly. Lineage: Eukaryota; Viridiplantae; Streptophyta; Magnoliopsida; Solanales; Convolvulaceae.
CUGCAAGCAACAGUGACCCUUUCAUCUCCACAUUGCAUUCCUAGCUAGCUCGGUUCUAUAAGAACAUAUUCACAUUUCUUCUUUUCGAUCAUUAAUUACCACAUUAUAUUCAUACAUCUCAACUACCAAAGUACAUUUCAUUUGUGUCUUCAUAAAUGGCAAAUAGAAGCAGCAGCCUCUUGCUUCUGUUCUUCGUGGUUCUCCGUCUUCUUCUCCGUCUUCCUGCCGCUAAGGCUAUCACUAAAACCUACCAAUUUGAUAUUCAAGUGAAUAAUGUUAGCAGGCUGUGCCAUGCCAAACCUAUCGUGACAGUAAAUGGGAUGUUCCCAGGGCCUACCAUUUAUGCAAGAGAAGGGGACAGGCUUCUUAUAAAUGUCACAAACCAUGCACAAUAUAACAUUUCUAUUCACUGGCACGGCGUGAAACAGUACCGCAACGGUUGGGCAGAUGGACCGGCUUACGUAACACAAUGCCCAAUCAAGACGGGGAAUAGCUAUGUCCAUGACUUCAAUGUAACAGGACAAAGAGGAACCUUGUGGUGGCAUGCCCAUAUUCUUUGGCUAAGGGCAACCGUCUAUGGUGCAAUCGUGAUCAUGCCACAACAAGGAACCCCUUUCCCUUUCCCUCAACCUGACAGAGAAGAAGUUAUUGUGCUCGGAGAAUGGUGGAACGCAGACGUUGAAGCAGUGGAGAAUCAAGGGAACAAAAUGGGGUUACCCCCAAAUAUGUCUGAUGCUCACACGAUCAACGGAAAGCCUGGACCUCUGUUUCCAUGUUCUGAGAAACAUACAUAUGCAAUGGAGGUUGAGCAAGGGAAAACAUACCUUCUGAGGAUAGUCAACGCUGCCCUAAAUGAUGAACUCUUUUUUGCGCUAUCUGACCACAACAUGACAGUGGUAGAGAUAGACGCUGUCUACACUAAACCCUUCUCAACAAAUGCCAUACUCAUCGCCCCAGGCCAGACAACAAACGUGCUCGUCCGUGCCAAUCAAAUCCCAGGCAGGUAUUUCAUGGCUGCGCGGCCCUUCAUGGAUGUUCCAAUAAUUUCGGUAGACAACAAAAGCGCCACCGCCAUAUUCCAAUACAAAGGCAUUCCGAACACAGUCGUUCCAAAACUCCCACUCCUGCCCGCCCCCAACGAUACCGUUUUUACCACAGCUUUCAACAGCAAGCUUAGAAGCUUAAACACUAAAAACUUUCCCGCAAAAGUUCCCUUAAUAGUGGAUAGAAAGAUGUUUUUGACAAUCGGUAUGGGAGCGAAUCCCUGCCCAACCUGCUUCAACAGUUCUAGGUUGACAGCUUCUUUGAACAAUAUUUCAUUUGUGAUGCCCAAAACAGCCCUUCUCCAAGCCCACUACUUUGAUAUGAAGGGCGUGUACACCACGGAUUUCCCAGACAAACCGCCAACUCCAUUUAACUAUACAGGUGCACCAUCAACAGUGAAUCUCAAAAUGGCUCGCGGGACGAGGGUUAGUAAGAUUGCCUUCAACUCCACUAUUGAGUUGGUUUUGCAAGACACUAAUCUUCUAACAGUUGAAUCACACCCUUUCCAUCUCCAUGGCUAUAAUUUCUUUGUUGUCGGAACUGGUAUUGGGAAUUUUGAUCCUGUUAAGGACCCUAAAAAUUAUAACCUCAUUGAUCCUCCAGAAAGAAACACUGUUGGUGUUCCCACGGGUGGUUGGACCGCUAUUCGAUUCAGAGCUGACAAUCCAGGGGUGUGGUUUUUCCACUGUCACUUGGAGAUACACACAAGUUGGGGGCUGAAAACAGCAUUUCUAGUGGAAGAUGGACCGGGUUCAGAUCAAAAGGUUCUGCCUCCGCCAAAGGAUCUUCCACUGUGCUAAUGAUAAAUCAACAACACCUUAUGUACGCCUCAUCAUGAAAAAAAAUCACACAAGGCAUCUUGAUUCUUGAGGUUGAAGAUCCCCAAAUUUGAGACAAAUAUAUCAAAGGUUAUUAUGCAUGUAUGCAGUUAAGGAACAUUGUGAAAAACAAUGUAUUUAAUUUGUAAUUAACUUCAAAUUGUAAUAAAAGCCCUAAAUGAAAAGCAAUUGUUUUCAUCUUUUGAUUUCAGAUUUAUAAAUUGGUAAAUGUGAAAAAUCAUAUUGGUUGCCUGGGUUUAAGUGUAGUAUUUAGGUGUCAGGCAAUAGAAACUUGACACCUGUCCAUUUGAUGGUUUGGGCCUUUGGGGCAACCCGCUAGGUGGUCAUCUGUUUGGACCCAUUUUUUCAUCUAUUCAGUUGUCUAGUUUGGCUUCAGCUGAGGGGUGUGUCAAGUAUCCCAUGUUAAAAUCUGAUGUAUAUAUCACGAGAAACAAGGACUGAGCAAAAAAUGUAAAAGAAGUUUAGGCAAUCAUCCAUUCCACUACUAUAAUUGGUUAGGCAAUAGAAUGUCUAAUAAGUGAUAACACACAAUUCACCUUGAGAACAAUACAACUUUAUAACUAACCAUCUGUAUGAGUUACCUGAGCUUCUUGGCUUCUACCUCUCUCAAAGCAGUGGAACUCAGUUUGUCUAAACUCGAUUCU